AUGACGAAUCCUGAGUUUGAAAGUUUAGAAAGUGCUUUAAAAGGACAUUUACCUGUUGACAUACUUGAAAAAGUGCAUACUUUAGUAUAUGGACCGAAUUCAAGUGAAAUACAAAUGCCUGAAAAUGCAUUGAAAAUAGCCAAAGAAAAAAAUUUUGAACUUCAUGGUUAUCGAAUUAGUGCUCAACAGGAACAGCUACGUUCGCCGCGAAUUGUUCGAAUAGGCGCAAUACAAAAUGCAAUUAUUUUACCCACAACAGCUCCUGUUAAAGAACAAGUAAAACGAGAUGAUACUCAUGGAGAAGUUUUUUGGAAUACAGCAGUUAUUAUAUCCAAUAGAGGCAAUGUUAUUGGAAUAACAAGAAAAAAUCAUAUACCAAGAGUGGGCGAUUUUAAUGAAUCAACAUAUUAUGCAGAAGGCAAUACGGGACAUCGUGUUUUUGAAACUGAUUUUGGUAAAAUUGCCGUCAACAUUUGUUACGGAAGACAUCACCCACAGAAUUGGAUGAUGUAUGGUGUUAAUGGAGCGGAGAUCGUCUUCAAUCCAAGUGCAACAGUGGGUGCAUUAUCGGAACCAAUGUGGCCGAUCGAAGCAAGAAAUGCUGCCAUUGCAAAUUCCUAUUUUGCUGUUGCGAUUAACCGUGUUGGUACAGAAACAUUUCCGAAUGAAUUUACAAGUGGUGAUGGAAGAAGCAGUUAUGUAGCUAGCCCAGACGGCAGUCGGACACCUGGCUUAUCACGAAUACGCGAUGGUUUGCUGGUUGUUGAAUGUGAUUUAAAUUUAUGUCGACAAGUAAAAGAUAAAUGGGGUUUUCGAAUGACGCAGCGUUUGGAUUUGUAUGCGGAUAGUUUAACAAAAGCGAUUAAACCAGAUUAUCAACCAGAUAUUAUAAAGGAUCAAACGAAAAGCAAAAACUAA
Didymodactylos carnosus is the source of this 918-nucleotide messenger RNA. The record is from the annotation of a GenBank genome assembly. Lineage: Eukaryota; Metazoa; Rotifera; Eurotatoria; Philodinida; Philodinidae.